AUGUCUUCUAACGCUGACAACGAGAAUCCACCUCUACCGGCCUUUGCAACGGAUUGUUUUCUAUCCUCGUCCUUGUAUAGUCGUCGUAGUGGUGACCGCACGGACGAAAUGGAUGUCAUGGCUCAAUUGGCCUCACAGUACUACACUUCUAGUCGUAAUCGUUCUUUUUCGGCUCCGAUUCAGCCGUCAGCGCUGGGAUCCGCUUGGGAUUCGUUUGCAGACGACACAUCGGUGUCGGCUGCUGUAAGUCCCAUGGAACACCAGCAUCAGUUGCAGGACCGGAAUCUAAGAUCUCAUCAACCGCCGCUUCCACAGGUCCCACCUCCAGUGCUCAACAUUAUGGUGCCACCUCUUUCCGGUAGUGACGAUAUGACAGUCGGAGCGAUUGAUCAGGCCGUGCAGUCACUGCACUUAUCAAAUGAGGAGAAUAAUGAAGCUAGCCACCAAGUUGAUACUUGUGACGAGCUAUUGGGCGCUCCACUGCCGGCGACAUUCCUUCGCACGGUUUGUGACCAAUUGGAGUACUACUUUUGCGAUGAAAACUUGCUCGGAGAUCUCUUUUUAUUGAAGAACAUGAAUAUGGACGGAUAUGUCAAGCUGGAACUGCUGGCGUCGUUUGGCCGAGUGAAGAAGUUGACGACUGAUAUAAACGAGAUCAAGAAGGCACUGGAACUGUCAACCAAGUUACUGCUCAAUGAAGAUGAGAGCAUGGUUUGUCGUAAGGAACCGUUGUCUCCGAAUCAGACAUACCAUGGCAAGCUAGCUCGUACGGCCAUUGCUUACAACUUGCCGGAAGACGCGUCGGUUGCUUCAUUGCGCGAGACUUUUCAAGGAUGUGGCGAGAUUUCUUAUUUGCGCCUGCUGAAGAAGAAUACGACUACGGGUCGUAACGCUGUGCUGAAGCCCCCCAUCGCGGCGGGCGAGACAUACGCUAUCAUUGAGUUUGUAGACGACGAGAUGACCAAGCAUGCCGUGCUGACAUUGUCGGAUCAGUACAAUUGGCGCACUGGCAUGCAGGUGGUGCUUUUUGACGGUACGAAUUGUGACAAGCUGAAGCAGAAAAUGUUUCCCGUGGAACUCGGUGGUGAUCGUCGUCGUGCCAAGUCGGCUUCCGCAAUCACGCGCCCUGUGCACGUAGAAUCGGUUGGUGAAGGCUUGGAUGAUCUUCGUGAAGGCAAGGUGAACACGGGUACCGUUUAUUCGAUCCGUGGAGCAGGCGGACUCAUUACGCCAACACGACAGGAUUCGGCCUGUAUCUCGUUUCGUCUUAUUCCUGAUGAAGAUGGGAAUAUUGACAUUCGACAGGGUGACUACGUGUCUUUUACCGUUGGCAAGAACAAAAAGAGCGGUCGUAAGUAUGCUAGCAAGGUCAAGCUGGAAUUCCGUCCGCCUUCCGACCUGACAGGCGAUGCUAAUAAUGGUGGUGGUUUGAGUGGACUGGCAGGCUCAUCAAGUGGAAAUGGGCAGAAGGACUACUUUGCGCCAUCACCAAGUAGAUGGGAAUCCCGUAGCCGUGCAGCGACGGUGGGUGCUCCGCCCCAGCCGGCAGCCUUUCGUACCCGUUCGUCAUCGUCGGGCACGCGUUCAAAGCUGAACUUGUCCUCACCGCGGAUGGCGCAGUCAACCGUACACAACAGCAAUGUUGGGGGCGUUGGGGGCAGUGCUCUGGCACCCCCUCCAGGCAUGGGAGUCAACGGCAGUACCCAGUUGUACCGCCAGGCUAUCGGGCCGGAUGGCACGCGGGGCUUUGGUUCUCGUCGUACCGGUGGUGAGCCACCGGAGAUGGCACCGGAACUUAAGUUUCCGGUCAUGGAGCGUCGGAGAUCGCGCUCGUCGGGAGGUGCUUGGUAG
This is a messenger RNA of Peronospora belbahrii, 1851 nucleotides long. NCBI's taxonomy places the organism in Eukaryota, Oomycota, Peronosporomycetes, Peronosporales, Peronosporaceae. The record is from the annotation of a GenBank genome assembly.